Messenger RNA from Medioppia subpectinata, 1846 nucleotides. Lineage: Eukaryota; Metazoa; Arthropoda; Arachnida; Sarcoptiformes; Oppiidae. The record is from the annotation of a GenBank genome assembly.
AUGAAUGUUUGGGUCACAAAACACAUAACAGUACCCACUCUUACCACUCUUUCCAUAGGCACAGAUACUAUGCAACCGGCAGUACAGCCACAACGGGCUGGUAGUCUCAGUUCAUUGAUCAGUAAUAAUAGCGAAGGGAACUGCAAAUUCAGUCUUUACAAGCUAUGUCUCAGCAGAAGCUCUUUCGAUUUGGACAGAACUUCCAACAGUCAUCUGCCAAAGAACUCAAAGACUGCGGCCUUUAUAGUGACCAGUUCUAUAUACGGCCAGUUGUUGGUUGUCGUGUGUCUGGCUUUCUUUACCGCAGAGAUAGUAACGCCACAAAUACCAAGAUUUUACUUUGAGGGCUUUUAUCUCUAUUUAUAUUCUGUGAGUCUAUUAUUUCUACUCUAUGUCUACAUCUAUCUGUUGAAUGACGUCCCGAAGUAUGAUUCAAGCCACAGAUCUCACGCUUCAAUAUUUUUACGAAUCGGUGGUAUUGUCUUUGGUCUCGGAGUUAUGGUCUAUAAUGGGCUCGAAUUUGGAGCAUAUUUCGAGAUUCCCUAUUCAUCUCCAUGUUAUUCAGUACUCUUAGGAGUGAAUCCCAUACUUCAGGCUGCGUUUACUUUCGCACAAAUAUUAAUGAUCAACAAAUUCAAACUAAUCGCGAGAUUGGGAUUAAUGCAUUUGGUGGGCACUAAUUGCUGCGUUUGGAUUCGCACUCUCGGCAAAGAAACACUUCUUGAGCUGAAAAACGGAACAUCGCAUCCAUUUCUGGAAGAACUGAAUUUUCCGCUACGAAAUCAAUUAUCUCGGAGCAGAUCCCGAGCCCUUCACGAACCAAUUGGUGAAUCUCUCGCUAAUUCAACGACAAUGACUAUCAAUAAGAGUAAUCCGUGUCAAGAAGAAGACGUAAUGGGAAACAUAUUAUCGGACGCCUCCCCCUAUUUGUACCCAUUUAUUGUUGAAUACUCUCUAAUCGGAGCCGCGUUUUUGUAUGUCAUGUGGUCUACAAUAGGCAAAGGAAAGCGCAGUAAUCUAUGCAAUGGUAUAGACAGCACAUCCACUCCCACGUCAGCAGUUGGUGCCGGUCUUCAGAUCGACAACUUAAGUACAACUUCAAGCCAUACCUAUAGCACGAACUCACCGGCGCUCUACAGUUGUCUCGGAUCGAGCAAAGGACUAUUCAGUGGAUUCUUAUUUUUGGCCAUUUCUGUCACUUCACUCAUCAUUUUCUUUGUUUUGGUUCAUAACCCGAACUAUAAACUGAUGGCAACUCUUAUCAGCGAUAUUUCCCAUUCAGUGCUUUUAAUAUUGAGUUGUAUCGCAAUUCUGUUGGGAUUUCUUAAGACCAGGCGAAUGAAGUUUCAACCGGGGAUAUCCGAGACAGCAGAUGGUGGUCUACGAGACCUACUGUUGAGGAUCGCAGCGUUCGGUCUCUACACGUAUUCGCUGUUUGGAGUGAUCGCCGGAUCGAUGGAAUUGAAUGACAUUCGCCACCUCUUGGUUCUCAUUACCAGCUCUUUGACUAUAAUUCAGAUAACACUUCAAUCGCUGUUCAUAUCAGACGUUGUCUGUCGUAAACGCAAUUCCCAUCAACAACCGGGUCGACAGUUGAUCACGUUUUUGCUCAUCAAUAACCUGACGCUUUGGAUCGUAUAUACGUUUGAGAUGCAGAAAGUGGAGGCAUCGCCCGUACAGCUCAGUGUCUACGGACUCACCACUUGGACUAUAAUAUUGCGGAUCACUCUUCCCUUAUCUAUAUUUUAUAGAUUUCAUUCGGCCAUCACUUUUGCUGAAGUCUGGAAAAACUCUUAUAAAUAUUAAUUUUUAAUUUGUUUUUUCCUAUCGUCUUCUCAUACCAUUC